ACUUCAUACUCUUAUUUAUAAUUUUUUAUUUUAUUUGAACGGACGCGAUGGCGCUGGGACAACAGCACGUGUUAAGUUUUUCACCUGAUGGUAAAUUGUUUGCUUUUAUUAAUGAUCAAGGAAUUCUUAGAAUAUGGGACACAGAAACCAAUGAAUUAAAGCAAGAGUAUACGCCAAAUAUUCAGUUAUCCGGACCAUGCACCGCACUCACGUGGGUUAUUACUAGUUUCGCUGGCGAUGGGAUAGUGGAAGGAAAAAAGACUAAGAAAUCACGAAAGCCACUAUCAAGUUCCAGCAAAGAUGGUCAGGAAAUUUAUAUAGCCCUUGGUACUAGCAAUGGAAAAAUAUCUCUGUAUUCCUACGCGUUAGGAAAGAUUGAAAGAAACUUGAAAGGAGAAGGACAUAGUGGGAAGGUUACCUGCCUGGCCCAAGAUGCGGAAGGCCACUUAUUCAGUAGUGGAGAAGAUUGUCAGAUAAUUGUAUGGUCACUUUCUGAUGAAAAGCAGCUUUCCUCUUGGUCAGUGGGAACAGAAAAACCUUAUAGCAUUAUUUAUUUGGGAAUAUCUAAUAAUGUUGUUGUCGGUGGCCGUCAAAUUAAAGUUUAUUCAGUUGCUACGCAAGAAUUAGUUCAAACAUUUACUGGACAUACAUCAGAUAUUAAUUUGAUUAGCUCAUUAAUACUAGACGAAUGUACCGAAUAUGUCAUAAGCACAUCACGCAUGGAGCGUAUAAUUUGUCUCUGGAAAAUUGGCAAAAAAGGUAGAAAUAAGAGUGCUAGUUCCACGCUACUUAUGGAAGAUGUUGCACAUUGCAUUACUUGUCAAGUAGAUAAUGAUCGUAAUGUACGAGUAGCGAGUGUAACACGCAGUGGAGUAAUUCAUUUGUACCUCAUUCCUGCAGAAAAUAUUAAACCAGAAAAACCAAUAAAACCAAAACUAACCAUUGAAGUAGCAUCUGAUAGUUCAACCGUUAUUGCUCCAAUACCAGCGGUGGCAGCGUCUCUACAGCACACCAUUCGCUCCGAAGAACUGAUUUUCGGUUAUGGAAACAAGAGUUUUUUGGUUUUUGAACACAUCAAACCAAAUUUCACUGAAAAGUUACAAGUGCUCAUACGAACUGACCCGAAAACUUUAUACUUGACACGAGGGAAAUUGUUGAAGAAAGAUGGAAAAGCUGUUACGUCCCAGAAGAUAGUCACCCCUAUAGUUAAUGAUGUCGAUGUAGACUAUAAAUCCUCGGUUACUGUAUCAAAGAAGAAACUGAAGGCUGCAGAAAUGCCUAUGGAGUCACGACUUCAAAACUUAAAUUUAAAUGUAGCACCCGGAAGUGGAACUCCACAGGCCCAAAGUAAAGUACAGUUGUUAGUGCAGGCACUUCAUAGUAAGGACAAUGUCCUUCUACGCUCUGUGUUGCAUACACACGAUGUUAAAACUAUUCAGCUGACUCUUCACAAACUACCUGUACAAUAUGUAGGUCCCUUGGUCCAAGAAUUAACUCAGUUCAUGGAGCAAAAACGUAUGAAUGUCGAGUAUGCGGUUGAUUGGCUCAAAAUUCUUGUGCAAACUCACUCCAGUCAACUAAUGGCUUUAGGAUCUGAUGAUCUUUUAAAUAAAUUCGGUCCUUGCAUAGGCAUAAUAGAACAUCGUGUAAACUGCUUAAAGGAAUUGUCGAAAGUUUCUGGGCGUCUGGAUUUAUUGAUAAAUCAAAUAAAACGCAACACCAAUGAGGAUAACUUAAACAGUGCCAACGUAUUAGUCUAUGAGGAUAAUGACUCUUCUGAUUCUGACCUGGAUGAUGCAAACGAUAAAAGCGCUUCGGACGAUGAAUGGGAUGAGGAUAUUGAAGAUAGUGUAGAGAACAUGGACCAAGAUUCUCAGGAUAAUGAUGAAAGUGAGAAUGAUGACGAUGGCGAAGAAAUGGAAACGUGAAAAAAAUUUGUUUACAGUUCAAUGUAUACUAAAUCAGUGAACAAAAUAGAUUUGUUUUUAUUGUAGUUUUAA
Messenger RNA from Ceratitis capitata (Mediterranean fruit fly), 2000 nucleotides. RefSeq names its product WD repeat-containing protein 43. Gene Ontology annotation, molecular function: protein binding. The transcript is spliced from 8 exons. Lineage: Eukaryota; Metazoa; Arthropoda; Insecta; Diptera; Tephritidae. Bases 48 to 1928 code for a protein of 626 amino acids. The record is from RefSeq and is a predicted model, not a curated record. Gene Ontology annotation, cellular component: nucleolus. Gene Ontology annotation, biological process: maturation of SSU-rRNA from tricistronic rRNA transcript (SSU-rRNA, 5.8S rRNA, LSU-rRNA).